This is a messenger RNA of Varanus komodoensis (Komodo dragon), 402 nucleotides long. Its product is annotated as antimicrobial peptide THP1-like. The transcript is spliced from 3 exons. The record is from RefSeq and is a predicted model, not a curated record. Bases 36 to 356 code for a protein of 106 amino acids. Lineage: Eukaryota; Metazoa; Chordata; Lepidosauria; Squamata; Varanidae.
UCCCUGGAAUAAGGUCAGCAUCUGCUGCUGUAGUGAUGAAGAUACCUCGUGUUUUCUUCCUCGUCCUCCUCCUCGUGCUCCUUCUUGAUUCAGGAUGCAGCAUCUCAGAUAGAAAAGAAUGCAGAGAAGGAGGGGGAUUCUGCCUUCCAUUUCUUCCAAAUAUGUGCCAAGUCUUUUCCAUCAUUAUUGGAAAAUGCAGCCGUUGGUCCUAUUGCUGUAAAUGGCAGAGCCUACGCAAGAAGAAAUGGAGCUAUGAAGCCCCUCCGGACCAGGACAGCCACCGCCAGCUUCCAGCCAACACCAGCUCCAUUCUCUCCCACUCCCAAGAACCUCUCCUGCAAAACAAGGGCCCGUAAUUUUUGCUGCUGGUUUUUCUUCACUUAAUAAAACCAUAGCACUUUG